Messenger RNA from Peromyscus leucopus (white-footed mouse), 2551 nucleotides. It is a transcript of the gene Ccni, whose product is annotated as cyclin I. Gene Ontology annotation, cellular component: cyclin-dependent protein kinase holoenzyme complex; nucleus; cytoplasm. The record is from RefSeq and is a predicted model, not a curated record. Gene Ontology annotation, biological process: mitotic cell cycle phase transition; regulation of cyclin-dependent protein serine/threonine kinase activity. The transcript has 6 exons. Lineage: Eukaryota; Metazoa; Chordata; Mammalia; Rodentia; Cricetidae. Gene Ontology annotation, molecular function: cyclin-dependent protein serine/threonine kinase regulator activity. Bases 611 to 1513 code for a protein of 300 amino acids.
CUCCCCAGCCUUCCCCGCGAGCGGACGCGCCAGCGCCUCUGUCUCGCUUUUUCUUAUUUUCUCCCCCUUUCCCCCUUCCUUUCCUUUUCUUUUCUUUUUUUCCCCUUCCCCCCCUUCCACCAUUUCCCCUCGGAGGCGCAUCCCCCGGGCAGGGGCAGAGCCGGCCUCACCCCGCGCCUCUCCCCGGCCCCCGCCGCCCUAUGGAGAGAGGGCGCCUCCUCCUCACCCGGGCACCAGCGGCGGCGGCGGCGGCGGUCGGAGGAGCGGGACCGGCGGCGGCGGCGGCGGCGGCCUCGGGCCCAGGGUCAUCAUGGAACUAGUUCGCUGACUGACCCUUCGGCCCGCAGCCGUGCGUCCCGCCCGAGCGCCCGCGCCCGCCGGCCCGGUUCGCCCUCUUCACCCUCCUCGGUCGGCCCGGCCCCCCGGUCCCGCCGCGCGCCCCGCUGCCGCGCGCCGAGGAUCAUGAGGUGGUAACGGGCCCCCGGAUGACCCCGCGUCACCACUGUGAGGCCUACAGUUCUGCCGGGGAGGAGGAGGAGGAAGAAGAGGAGGAGGAGGAGAAGAAGGUAGCUACAUCAAGCUGGUUGGCAGGCAGAUCCAAAGGGAUAUCAUGAAGUUUCCAGGACCUUUGGAAAACCAGAGAUUGUCUUUCCUAUUGGAAAGGGCAAUCUCCAGGGAAGCCCAGAUGUGGAAGGUCAAUGUGCCGAAAAUGCCUACAAAUCAGAAUGUUUCUCCAUCCCAGAGAGAUGAAGUAAUUCAGUGGUUGGCCAAACUCAAAUACCAGUUCAACCUUUACCCAGAAACAUUUGCUCUGGCAAGCAGUCUUUUGGACAGGUUUUUAGCUACGGUCAAAGCCCAUCCAAAAUAUUUGAAUUGUAUUGCAAUCAGCUGUUUUUUUCUAGCUGCUAAAACUGUUGAAGAAGAUGAGAAAAUUCCAGUACUAAAGGUAUUGGCAAGAGACAGUUUCUGUGGCUGUUCCACAUCUGAGAUUUUGAGAAUGGAGAGAAUUAUUCUGGAUAAGUUGAACUGGGAUCUUCACACAGCCACACCAUUGGAUUUUCUUCAUAUUAUGGACAGCUCCCAGUUGAUCCACUGUCGGGAGCUGGCGGCACAUCACCUCUCGGCUCUGCAGUCUUCCCUGCCUCUAAAUUCCGUUUAUGUCUACCGUCCCCUCAAGCACACCCUGGUGACCUGCGACAGAGGAGCGUUCAAAUUACAUCCCUCCUCUGUCGCAGGCCCAGAUUUCUCCAAGGACAACAGCAAGCCAGAAGUGCCAGUCAGAGGUACCGCAGCCUUCUGCCAUCACCUCCCAGCUGCCGGUGGGUGCAAGCAGGCCUCUGCUAAACGCAAGGUGGAGGAGAUGGAAGUGGAUGACUUCUACGAUGGGAUCAAGCGGCUCUACAAUGAAGACACUGCGCCAGAUAACGGGGGCUCUGGGUGUGGCCCUGACUUAGCCAGGCAAGAGGGGCCUGCUUCUCCCUGUCCCCCUUUGCAGCCUGUUUCAGUCAUGUAGUUCCCUUCCAGUGCACAUGGGCUGACUACCCAGAAGUGCGGCUAGAGACCCAGGAAAGGCUGCAGAGAAGGGCGUGUGCUUUAUCAGACUGAAGUGAGCCAGGGCAAAAGAAAACCCCCGUUCCUUUGUGCGGCUACUACAAUUCAACACCCUUUAAUAUAAAGGCCUAUAUUUAUAGACUCAAGAUCCAAAAUAGAUUGAAAAGUAAAGAAAACGUUCUUUGUACUAUGACAGUUCCACUUUUUUCUUUGUUAAAAUAAUAGUUUGUCCCAGGUCCAAAAAAAUAAAAUAAAAAUCCAUGUAAGGGGAAAAGUUGCAAAAUUUAUAGCUAGAGACCUUGUUCCCAGUGUCCUCAUUUUUCUCUCACCUUUUCUUGCCUCUCUGUUGGAUUCUGAAUAAGUUUUGUGCUUGUUGAUGUAUGUGUUCUGACUUCCACUGAAUAGGUAGCCCCCAACUUUUUUUUUUUUUUUUUUACAGCAAAUUAGUUUUGUGUGGCAGCCAUGUUUAAUCCAUGGCUCAAGUUCCUUAGUUUGAAAAGGGCACUCUGAAGCUAUCCCCAUGAAUCAGUGGUAAUGAAAAAGUUCUUUGUGUGUCUCAUUCCAGUUUUUAGUUUAAAAACAAAAUUACUGUCCUUUUGUUUACCUUAAAGCUUAAAAAUGGCAUGUAAUUAGGACAUUUUGAGCAUUUUUGACAUUUGUAUAAAGAAUUUCUUAUAAAGUUAAUAUAUCCGGGUGCUCACCAAAGAAACAUGUAACAUAUACUUAGAUUUUUGUAAAUGAUCUGUUUUCAUUCAUUUAAAAUCACUAGGAGCAACUGUCUAGAUAUUGGGGCAGCCCUGAUUGGAGUCUGUAACUUAUAAUUGAAUUCAGUACCCUAGUUUUAUAUUAAGCUAUUAGGAUUUUCUUGGUAACAAGUUAUUCCCCUUGUUUUUCUGACUUCUGGACCCUGAGCUCCCUUUGCAAUCUGAAGAAGGCACACUGCAGUCAGAACCAUGUACUGGUGAUAAAGCCUCUGGUAGCAAUAAAAUGUUGUCCUUAA